CCACCGCCACCGCCACCGCCACCACCACACCCUCUUUCAGUUAACUCCUCCCUUCAUCUUCUCCUUCCAGUACACCACCGCCAAGAGGCUCCAGGUGCAGCUCCACGUGCAGGAGGAGAAAUCACUGAGGAAGAAAAAAGGGAGGAAGGGUCUUUGCUGCAAGGAGGACUUGGGUGGGGCCGAAGAGGAAGUGUUCUCUCCUCUGGAGGCGGAGAUUCUUGAGUUCAUGCGGAGUUCCACGAAAUCAUCAGCAUUUCCGACGAGGGAGGAGCUGGUGGCUGCUGGGAGGGUUGAUUUGAUUGAUGCCAUUGUUACCAAAGAAUGCUAUCUUGUUUAUGGCUGGGAUUUGGAUCGUGGGUCACGUGAAAGUUACGAUUUUGAUGGUGCUUCUGUUGCUGAGAUUCAUGGUCAAGCAUCAAUGGCUUCUGGGUUUUCUUCCUCUUCUGAUGGCGAUAACUCUUGCAAGCAAGCCAAAUCAAUGGAUAUCGAAGUUGAGGAGUCAGGCAUUGAGGGUAUAUUGAAUCGGCUGGAGAGACAGAGAAGUAAUUCCUUUGGACUUGGGUUAACAGAGAAAGAUGAAAGUGAUCCUUCCAGAAACAGUGAAGAUAAAGAUACAGUAAGUACUCUUCAUGGUGGUUUGAUCAAACUUGAUCAGCACAGAUCUCAAUUAGGCAGUGAAAAUUUAAGAAACUCCCUUGAGCCCGACACAUGGAGAAGUUGGAUUAUCCAGAGGAAUGGUUCUUCAAAUGUAGCUUUUGAAGGUAAUGUAUUUUAUUUUCAGGUUGUUUCUGAUCAGAAGAACUCAUCAGAUGAUCUAGCAGAGUAUUCCGAUGCUUGGGAAUUCCAAGAAACUGAGAUAAUGAAUGCUCAGGACAGACUGCGCUCCAUACGUGCUAAGUUGUCAGUAUUAGAAGGAAAGAUGUCAUUGGCAAUAAUGGAUGCACACAAAAUUGUUGAAGAGAAGCAGAAGAGGAUUAAUAAUGCUCACAGAGCCUUGCAAACUCUGAAGACGAUUUGUGUAGUUUGGCAUAAUCCAUCUUCACAAAUAUAUUUAGUAGGAUCCUUUGAUGGUUGGUCCACUCAGAGAAAAAUGGAGAAAUCAAAUACCGGCAUAUUUUCUUUGAACUUGCUGCUAUAUCCUGGAAAAUACGAGAUCAAAUUCAUUGUUGAUGGUGAAUGGAAAGUUGAUCCACUGCUGCCUAUUGUUGUUACCAAUAAAGGUUAUGAGAACAAUCUCCUCGUGGUUCAUGAUUAGUGUAGGAUAGUGUGUGCGAUUGUGCUGAGAUAGAAUCUGUAGAUCAGAAAAGAGUAUCACAGGCAUUAGGCUAGUACCCGAAAUUUUUUGUGUUCCGCAUUUCUUCACAGGAAAGUAUGGUGGUGUUUUUUUGAGUGUUUUCAGUUUUCAUUUUCACUUCAAAUGAAAAUAGAGAUGAAAACAUGUUUGUUUGAUUUUAAUAAAAAUGAAACAUUCUUUUUU
This is a messenger RNA of Arachis duranensis, 1477 nucleotides long. RefSeq names its product protein FLOURY ENDOSPERM 6, chloroplastic. NCBI's taxonomy places the organism in Eukaryota, Viridiplantae, Streptophyta, Magnoliopsida, Fabales, Fabaceae. The record is from RefSeq and is a predicted model, not a curated record.